CGCUGUCAGUUUGUCGUUUUUUAAGACGCUAACAUUUGAAAAUUCUCACUCUGGCUGGAACUUCUUUACAGGUAACUAUUGACAUUUGAAUUCAGACUGUCAAUUUGUGUCGUGUGUUUAAUCACUCUUUUAGUAAUGAGCAAUCUGAGCUGUGUGUGUGACGUGAUGGUGCUAAAAGCUACGAAUAACAUUAAAAUAUUUCUCCCGGUUGUCGGCAGCCAUCUUUAAACAUGAUGGUCAAUAUGUCAGCUCCUUCCCCAUCAUCGACGUCACCGGCAAGUCAUCAAAGUUGCUCAGCUGAACGGGAAUCACUUUCUAAUUAAAUGCUGUCCCGUCACAAAAUUCUCCUUAGGGAGACGAAUCAGGAGCAACUUGACCCUUGACCUCACCAUCUCAUCAUGCUGUUCCUGGCGCACACAGCCCACUGGCAGUUUCUGGGCUUGCUGAUUGGUUGCUUGGCGUGGAUCCUCACCAUGGCCACGGCGGGCAUGGACGAGUGGCGUCUGUGGCACGUAAACCCCGACAACCUCACGUCCGUCAUCACCUCGGGCGUGGCCUGGGUGGGCAUCUGGCGGGCGUGCUUCCACAGUCAUACCCUGCCCAAGAUGGAGAACUGCCAGAGUAUGGGCAUCUCAGACAGCUUUGUCCCGGUGGAGAUCCGGGUGGCGCAGGUUCUCAUGGUGCUGGCCAAGCUGGGCGGCCUGAUGAGCAAUGUCGCUGCAGUGCGGGCGGUGAGGCGGGUUUAUUUCUCGUUGGAGCGUCGCGGCAGCGUGCGUGGGGUCUUCAUCCUUGCGGGGGCGCUCUAUCUCCUCACAGCGGUGCUCGUUUUGAUCCCCCUGGUGUGGAACGUGGGCGCGGUGGCGAGCAACGCUACCAUCCCCUUCCCACCUAGGUUCAGGCUUCCCGCUGCUCCAGCUGAACAGCGAGUGGGCACGGCCGUCAUGAUGGGUUUCCUGGGUACCGUCCUCAUGCUCGUCAGCGCGCUGCUCUUUCUCGCUCACCGAUACGUGUGGCGGACUCUCGAACCCGAGCUCCAUGGACGGGGGGUGGCUCAGGAGGACAAGCGAGGCAGGGAUAAUCCCGAUUUUCAUCCUGAUGAAGUGUCGGGAUGGUAACCUUUUC
Messenger RNA from Syngnathus typhle (broad-nosed pipefish), 1122 nucleotides. RefSeq names its product claudin 34a (gene cldn34a). Gene Ontology annotation, molecular function: structural molecule activity. The coding region runs from base 399 to 1115 and encodes 238 amino acids. The record is from RefSeq and is a predicted model, not a curated record. Gene Ontology annotation, biological process: cell adhesion; bicellular tight junction assembly. Gene Ontology annotation, cellular component: bicellular tight junction; plasma membrane. The transcript is spliced from 2 exons. Lineage: Eukaryota; Metazoa; Chordata; Actinopteri; Syngnathiformes; Syngnathidae.